CCAAGUGGGAUGCCUGUGAAGUUUAUGUUCCUGCUGAGUUCUGCCUUCCAUACAGAAAAAAAGGAGAAGCCUUUGCUUUUAACCUGCCUUGCUUUGAAGAAGUGACUCAGGCAGUUUUUAUGGACUCUCAAGCUUCCCAGGAUCAGUUAGAUAAAGAUCUUCAGAAUUAUCUCCCUGGCACACUCUACUCACAAGAUCAGAAUGAACAGGUGAAAACUUCACAUCCAUGGAAAUCCUCUACUUCAGAACCAUCUUCUCAUCGUCCACUUUUUUUAACACCACCUGGUUUGGAACAUUUAAGCAAGGUACAACGGAUAAUCAUUCAUCAGCAAGUGGAGAUCUUGGGAGUUUUUCUUGGCACUGAAAAGAGUAACAAGUAUGAAAUAAAGGACAACUUGGGACAAAGAAUUUUUUUCGCAAAGGAGGAAAAUAUCUACCUUAACAAAAACUUAUGUGGACCAGUGAGGCCCUUUACAAUGCGGAUUUCUAACAAUAAAGGCCGGGAUGUAAUCACUGUUAUUAGACCCUUGAGAUGCAUUAGUUGCUGUUUUCCCUGCUACUUACAAGAGCUGGAAGUACAAUCUCCUCCUGGUACAACCAUUGGCUUUAUUGUCCAGAAAUGGGAUCCUCUUUUGCCAAAGUUCACAAUUCAGAAUGAAAGUAAAGAAGAUGUAUUGAAAGUAAUUGGGCCAUAUCUGACAUGCAGCUUUUUUGGAGAUGUUGACUUUGAGGUGAAAACAUUAAAUGAAGACUCAUCUAUUGGAAAGAUCUCCAAAUACUGGUCUGGCUUUGUAAAUGAUGUCUUCACAAAUGCUGAUAACUUUGGAAUCGAAUUUCCAGUAGACCUUGAUGUUAAAAUGAAGGCAGCAAUGAUUGGAGUUUGUUUUCUUAUAGAUUUAAUGUACUUUGAACAAUCGCUGGAUGGGAUUUGAUGCUUCCAAGACGAAAUAUCUCAUUUGAAUACCAAACAGCUGAAGAUUUAACUUUUCUAUCUCUAUGAAAAAAGCAAAACAUAUAGUAACCAGUAUAGAAUAAUUACCCAGAAUUUAAUGAGUUCCACUACAUGUUCACGAUAGUCAAUAUAAGGCCAGAUUACACGUGGAGCAUUCAUGAUAACACAGGAUGCGAUAAGCAAUAUCGCUGAACUGUGCUAAUAUUAGCACUACAAGUCCAUGGUAAAUCCCAGUUACCAAAGAAGGGUUACAUUGCUUUAGAACAACCUGUACAUUCAAUGGAGAAUACACUCAUAUUACAUGAUGAAAGUUAUUGUCUGCACUUGAGUGAAAUCUGAAACUUCACUCGAAUAUUUAGCAUGAAUUCAAACCUGAAGUAAAGUGUAAGGGCUAAAGAAAAUUCACAAAACAAAUAAAAAACAUAUUAAAAUAAA
Bombina bombina (fire-bellied toad) is the source of this 1387-nucleotide messenger RNA. Its product is annotated as phospholipid scramblase family member 5-like. Lineage: Eukaryota; Metazoa; Chordata; Amphibia; Anura; Bombinatoridae. The transcript is spliced from 7 exons. Gene Ontology annotation, molecular function: phospholipid scramblase activity. Gene Ontology annotation, biological process: plasma membrane phospholipid scrambling. Bases 120 to 932 code for a protein of 270 amino acids. The record is from RefSeq and is a predicted model, not a curated record. Gene Ontology annotation, cellular component: plasma membrane.